Mucor velutinosus is the source of this 624-nucleotide messenger RNA. It is a transcript of the gene DAD4, whose product is annotated as DASH complex subunit dad4. The transcript has 4 exons. NCBI's taxonomy places the organism in Eukaryota, Fungi, Mucoromycota, Mucoromycetes, Mucorales, Mucoraceae. The record is from RefSeq and is a predicted model, not a curated record. The coding region runs from base 1 to 624 and encodes 207 amino acids. Gene Ontology annotation, cellular component: endoplasmic reticulum membrane. Gene Ontology annotation, biological process: GPI anchor biosynthetic process.
AUGAAGCCUUUUGGUACUGAACUGGUUAUUGGCUUAUUGGCCAUAGGUCUCAACUAUGGUGCUACAUUCAAACUUCCUGCUACCUCUUUAUUGAAAGAUCCUGUUCAAACUUUAUCCACUACAGUGCCCGUACUUUUUGUUGGACAUAUAUUACUCGUUUUAUUUGCUCACAUAUUACGAGGAACUACAAACAAAGCGUUGAAAUCAGUUGGAUACAGUAUACUAGCCACAGCUACAGCAACUGGUGUAUUGCAUGUUUUAACAGUAUUGUUUGGUGCACCCUUGAUAGAGAAGAUACCAAAUACCUUUUUAUUUGCAGCAUAUCUUUCCAUUCUAACCGUUAUGCCAUGCUAUGAGUCCUUUCAGGAGACAGCCUGGAUUAAGGUCUUUUUACAGCACAGUCCAACCACCACAUCCGAGAUUUAUGCAUAUGCUCAAGCUAUUUGCGCACUUUCAGGUGCAUGGAUCGGCGCCAUUGUUUUACCUUUGGAUUGGGAUAGAGAAUGGCAAGCAUGGCCAAUUUCAUGCGUUAUUUCAACUUAUGUGGGUCAUUCAGUCGGUGUUUUAGCUGCGUUUGUUUGGGCAUCACUAAAGCUGAUGUUUGGUAAAAAGAAGAGCGAAUAA